Molecule: messenger RNA, 3066 nt
Organism: Octodon degus (degu)
Lineage: Eukaryota; Metazoa; Chordata; Mammalia; Rodentia; Octodontidae
Gene: Lep
Product: leptin
Exons: 3
Coding region: 36-536 (166 amino acids)
Biological process (GO): energy reserve metabolic process; lipid metabolic process; positive regulation of phosphatidylinositol 3-kinase/protein kinase B signal transduction
Cellular component (GO): extracellular region
Molecular function (GO): peptide hormone receptor binding; hormone activity
Source: RefSeq, a predicted model, not a curated record
CUGUGAGGCCCAGCAAGCUCAUCCUAGGAAGGAAAAUGCGCUGCGGACCACUGUGCCAGUUCCUGUGGCUUUGGCUGUAUCUGUCCUACAUUCAGGCUGUGCCCAUACAAAAACUCCAGGGUGAUGCCGAGAUCCUCAUCAUGACCAUUAUCUCCAGGAUCAAUAUCAUUUCACACAUGCAGCCAGUGCCCUUGAAACACAAGGUCAGCGGUUUCGACUUCAUUCCUCUUCACACGGACCUGAGUUUGUCCAAGAUAGAAGAGACAUUAGCAGUCUAUCAGCAGAUCAUCAUCAACCUGUCUUCUCAAAAUAAGAUGCAAAUAUCUAAUGACCUGGAUAAUCUCCGGGAUCUUAUCCGCAUGAUAGCCUCCUCUAAGGGCUGUCCUCUGCCGUAUAACAGGAGUUCAGCGACCCUCCAGAACCUGAGAGGUCCCCUCAGAGACUCGGUCUUCUCCACAGAGGUGGUGGCCCUGAGUAGGCUGCAGAGAUUUCUGAAGGAAAUGCUGUUGCAGCUGGAUGUUUCCCUUAUGUGUUGAGUCCUUGAGUCUGCUCUUUCCCCAAGGACCAUGUUGAAGGAAGAAAUCUUGGCUUCCAGGUGUCUCUGGGAGAAGAGAUCCUUGGGUGGACACCCCUUAUUCAGAAUCUUGUCCAUUUCUGUCUUCUAAGACACCAUUUCUAAGGCAUAAGGCCAUCAUUUGCUUGAUACCAAAAAUAUAUACAUGAUUCCAUGCUCAUCAUGAAGGGGGCCCAUCCAGUAUACCGUGUAUUGUACUGGUGAUUCACACCAAAUUCUUUAGCUAUCAGUGGAAGUCACCUGUCCCCUUUCAGUUCCAUCUUUUUUCUGUGUAUCCUUCAGUGUAACCAGGCAUGAUUUCAGGGACUGGGCAGAUAGAGCCUUUGUUCUUGUUAAGGUUCCACCUAAAAAUUCUGGGGAGCACCAUGAAAGCUGCAUUCACAUUCAGCUGGAAACUCCCAAGCAACACAAAUUGGCAGCACUUGUUCAUAUAUUAUGCAUCUUAUCCUAGAUUGGUUUGAAACAAAGUAUUGUACCAGCUUUUCCAGGCUUUGGGAUUGAUCAGGACUGGGGAUGCCCCUGGGAUAUUGGUUUUAAUCCCAUUGAUGGGCCUGGCUAAGGCCCCCCCACUUUGAGUGACUAGAGGAUUGAUAUUUUCUGAGCAAGAACCAAUAGGGGUAACUCUUAAAUUAUUUCUCUAGUGACUGGUUUUGUUUUACUGUGACUAACUUUACAAUACAGUUUUCACAAUAGUAUUACUCUGAGUGAAUCCCCAAGGGCUAGGUUAUUUUAAAAGGAAGCUGAAUUUCAUCAAGGGUAAUAUGUUCCUGUGUGCACAGGUGUUGGAGGGUAUGUUGGUGGGAAAGCAAAGGAUCUAGAAUAUAUUUUCUGAAAAACAUUUGUGUGGUAGGCUUUUUGGAAAGAGGAAAGUCAUAUCUCACCUUCUACAACACUAGGGUGAUUUCCAUUAGGAGAAUGGAGAUGUCUCUCUCAGAGUGUUGUGAGGUUUGCAUGAUUACCACAGAGGGAAGGCACUGAAGCUGAAGGUCCUUUGCCGGUGUAGUGCUGAGCUCAGGGAGUGAGGGUCCCACACUAGAGAUAGUGCUUCCCAGGACAGGGGUCCUUAGUCUAUGGCUCGGCAAAUGGCUCAGAGUUGAUCCCACGUUUGGGCUUAUAACACAGCAGUGUCCCUAUUUUGGAUUUGCAUGCAAAUUAUUUUCCCCAUCUGACUGAAUCAUCUAAGAAAGGCCAUAUUUCCUACCCAUUCUAUGGCAAGUUUUAUUCCAGUGGAAAAGCAAAAUUCUUUAACAGAUGGUCCUGCACCCUGGGACUGCUGGGUGAGCUUCAGGACCCUGGACCACGCUGCCAAUUUCCUCUUCUGGCUAGAGGUCAUUUCAGGAGGCUUGGGUUGGGUUUUUCCACCAUCCUCCUUCUGCAAUGUCCCCAUCACACUGGUAGUAGAUCUGUCCAAAGAAACUUGAAUCAAUGCAAUCAUACACUUUAAGACUGAGCUCUUGCUUCGUGCUCAGCCCUGACUGGUGCUGUGGGCUAGAGAAGCUCACCAAAUAAACAUGAGAAGCAGGGACGUGCGUGCCCACAGUAAAGCCCCACUCAGCAGUGUGCCAUGGUGGACACCUCACCAUUGUGGUGGCAAACAGCUAAUAGCACAAUGCUAUCUCCAGUAGGUGAAAAAUGGCAUGAGCUGGGAGUGGUGGUGCCCAGAGUUCCAUGGGUGACCCUUCUUGCACUCCAUAAUAUUUUUAUACUUUUCAGGGCACACCCUGUUGGCGUGGGAUAACUAAAUCCUAAAAAGUAAGGAAAUAUAGGUUGAAUGCCUCUUAUGUGCUUGGAAACUCAAAGUGUUUUUUUAUUUUGGAUUUUUUUUCCCUCAGAUUUUGGAAUACUUAUGCACGCAUAAUGAAGUGUUUUGGUGAUGUAGCAAAGUAUGAACAUGAAACUCUAUAUUUCAUAGAUACCUUAUGCACAGCCCAAAGGUGAUUCUAUAUACUAUUUUAAUAAUUUUGUGCACGAAAGGUUGUUUCAUAGCGUGGACUUCUCCACUAAUGGUAUCAUGUUAUUUCUCUAAAGUUUCAGAUUUAGGAGCAUUUUAGAGUUCAGACUUUCUAAAAGGGAAUGCUUAGCUUAUACCUGAGACCCUAACAGCCAACAGGUAGAAGGACCAGGCUCAGGCCUCCGAUCCUCAGAAUGUCCCUGAGCAAGAGAAUGCUCUCUGGAUAGGGAGUGGAGCAGGUGAGGCCAUGAGGAGUUUGGAGGUGAAACUCACAGAUGGUGAGAGGGGUGAACUGCCCACAGGGAAGAGGCUGGCUUUGCUGGAUGCUUGGUGUGUGGAAGAGACAGACGGGAAAGUGUGAGCAGCAAGCUACAGAAAAAGGGAGAGGAAGAAGAGAUGGCGGUAAAGAGACAUGUCGAAGAGAUCUUGAGGUGCAAAGGGGGAUAUUAGGGUCCCACACCCCAAGUCCUGGAGAAAAGGCCAUGGUCAGACCUGCUCUGGAAGGUGUAGCAUGAUGGAUCACUCUCAGAGUGGCACUUCA